UUAUGCAUCGCAUUAAAGCAGCUGAACAUGUAGGAAUUCAUUUGACAUUGUUUUUUAUUGCUGAUGCAUUGAUUCAAUUAGAGCUUAAUUUGUGAUUUGCAUGAAUAAUGUAAGGCUAAUUUCCCAUUGUUUCUGAUUGCAUAUGCAUUAAUUCGAUGUUCAUGGUGCAGUUAUUGGUUUCCACUUCUAAGGUAUUGUUUAGUUUGGUCUUAGAAAUUAGCAUUGCACAUUUAGCUGAUUAUAUUAUGUUUGUUGUAAGUGAUUAGUGGUUAGAGGGUGGCGAUCAAUUUCAGUGAUUUGUUUGUUUAGCUGAUUAAUUUAUGCUUACAGUUAUUUCUUCGUUUAGAUAUUAAUUUAUGCACCUUUGUGGGAUUUACAACAAUUCAGGCAUUGGGAAAAUGGAUUUGGGAGGACUAAAUUGUUUGAUCCUUUUUAUGGUGAGCCUCUUAGUUAUCCGUUGGUCUAUUGUUUUGCAUGUUGUGUGAGAGGGUUUCUCUUUUACAGCUUUUGCUCAAGCUUUGGGAAGUGGGAUUAAGGUUUCAAAAGAGAUUAAGCUACUGUUUGGUUAGCUCAAGUGUUGGGAACUGCUGCUCAAGUUUUGGGAAGUGGGAUUAAGCUGUUUCUUUUAUGCUGGUUGCAGCUCAGCUUUUUACCCAGUGGUUUUUAGAUGGUGAACCUUAUUAUCUAUCGGUCUAGCACUUUUCAUACCAAUGGAGUUAUGAGCUUGCGAUGGGUGGAGGUGCUAGCUCUGCUGUGGCUGGUCCUGAAACUCGAAAAGUGUCUAUUUCUUUUUCCUGCCUGCUCCAGCAAGUUGUAGAGUAUCUGAAAAUUCCUCAGCCGGCUUACUACUUGGUUGAUGCGAGAAAGAAUGAUGUGAAGCUUGUCUUGGAGACUGACCCAGGUUUGGGCUUCUAUGUGUAUGAGGGUGGUCCAGCUAAAACAGUAGCAGAAUCGCGUGAAAUAGCUGCUGAAAAAGGCGUUCUUUCACUUAGGAUGGAGUACAACAUUCAGGUUGAAGACUUGACUUCUAAGAAAAUUAAGAAGCUCCAGUGUUGUGAAUUUCUCUAUCAGAUGAAACGCAUUGAGCUCGAGUCAAUGGAAAGGGAGGCAGGGAAAGUGCCAGUCAAGUGGCCAGAUGUGCCAAACCACAAGCGCUGCAAGAAAUAUGUGUGCAUUGAUUACAUGGAUGUUCUGCGUAUUCUAACUGUGGAGACUAAAGCGCGUGUUUCGGCAGUUAACACUUUCAAGAUAGGACCAGAAAAGUUUAUUUCGUGGCUUACGAUUUACGCUCCUCCAAUUGCUACUGGAAUGGAAUGCAUUUUUAGUGGUGCUCGUGCUGACUGCAAUGCUACCAAACAAGAGGCUGCUAAGAGGGCUGUAGAUUUUCUGCGCACUGCAUACAAUCUUGACAUAGUGGAUUUGAACUAUGGCAAUGGGGUUUAUGCUGGUAUUAAGUGUUCCUUGGCUAGGGAAAGCUACUUAGCAGCUAAAGAACGUGUAUUGGGGAUUCAAGGUGCUUUGCACUUAGCUCCUUUUUUAGGUGAAGAUGGUUGCAUAACACCUAAGUCUGCUGUGCACAGGAUUCCAACACCUGCUCUUCCUCCACCUCCACCUCAGAAGCCAAAAGCUAGGCCAUCUUUUGGUGACCGCUUCAGUCGGAAGCCAUUUGCAGUGCCUCCUGAGUUGGACACCUUAUUUAAGCGGAGGAAGUUUGAUUAGGGAUCAUAGUGGAGUCACAUAAGACCUUGUUUUGCUGGCUUACAUGUUUUGUUUCGUGUGUUCGUGUAGGCCCUUAGAUAUGGCAUAUUAGCUUAGUGUGCUGCUUGUAUUUCAGCUUAUUUUGUACUGCUUUAUGUGUUAGUUUUAUUGGCAAGUCAUGGUGGGUGUUUUCCCAGAAUAUAAUGUACUCCAGCCUUUUGAGCUUUGAUUAAUGAAGUCCUAUUUUCUUGUCA
This is a messenger RNA of Chenopodium quinoa (quinoa), 1952 nucleotides long. RefSeq lists its product as uncharacterized. Bases 730 to 1719 code for a protein of 329 amino acids. The record is from RefSeq and is a predicted model, not a curated record. The transcript is spliced from 5 exons. NCBI's taxonomy places the organism in Eukaryota, Viridiplantae, Streptophyta, Magnoliopsida, Caryophyllales, Amaranthaceae.